UUGUGUGAUGUGCAAGCUGCAGCGCUAAGCAAACUGUCGGCUGGCGACAAGCUGGGGCCCGAGGCGCUCGACGCCUCCGCACACGCACUGCAACUGCAGACGAUGACCUCUACAAUGGGAAUAAUGACACUCAGCCGCGGCCCGUGUGACCUCGACAACAUGAGUCUGUUCCAAGACCUCAAACUAAAGAGGCGGAAAGUUGACUCCCGAUGUAGUAGCGAUGGCGAGUCGGCAGCCGACACCAGUACGUCGUCGCCGGACCCCGGCCCGCCGUCCCCGCGCAUGGCCGAGGCGGGCUGCAGCACGCCGCCGCAUCCGCCGCCAGUGUUCGACGGCGGCGGCUCGCCUUCUCCUUCUCCUUCGUGCCACCCCACCGUCAUCCGCUCUGCACCGCCUUACUCAGUGAUCAAGUUUGAAGGAGCGCCCUCCGUCGUCAAGUCAGAAAGCUCUCUGGUCGGCAAACAUGAAUCUAUGACUUCUUCUCAAUUCUCCUCCGUCAAGCUAGAGAAGCCCGAGGGUACUCAGGCCGAAUCUCCGCAGCCUUAUAGGCCCCGCCCUAUCGCGCCAUCUCCGCAGGGUACACAUCCAUCGCUAUCACCGGGACAUUGGCCAGCUGCCGCUUGUAUCAACGGCGUGAAGCCAGAACUAAUAGGUGGACACUUUCCACCGCAACCCUUGGAGCCGAAAGCAGGAUCUCGAGGUUCUACGCAAUGGCGAGGUGCACCGGCGGUCAUUAUGGGAGAAUCGGGUGGUGUGAGAACAAUGUUUUGGACUUUACCAGCCCCAACUACGAGUUCAGAGCCGUCUGCUAGUGCUUCGCAUACACCAACUCCACCAACGCCUGAUCCAGGUACAUGCAGUGAGGAAUCAGCUGCUCGAAUGUUGCUGAAUCUUGGUGGUGAACUGAGGAGGCCGCGAGUGACUUCACUAAACAUGGAGUUGUUGUGGGCGGGAGAUGUCUCCCAGUUACCAGCGCACCAACAAAUGCACGCCUUAAAUUUAAGCGCUGCAGCGGGAAGUGUCGCUGGGGUAGCUGGUGUUCCCAGUGCGAGUCCCUUGGCUGCUCGACCUGAACUACGGACGUAUGCUGCUGAGACUGAACGUGACGAGGACGAGCAACCUAUGAUUUGUAUGAUCUGCGAAGACAAAGCAACGGGAUUGCAUUAUGGCAUUAUAACAUGUGAAGGUUGUAAAGGGUUUUUUAAAAGGACUGUGCAAAAUCGACGAGUUUACACUUGUGUCGCUGAUGGUGGCUGUGAAAUUACAAAAGCGCAACGGAAUAGAUGCCAGUAUUGCCGUUUCAAAAAGUGUAUAGAGCAAGGAAUGGUUUUACAGGCCGUACGCGAAGAUAGAAUGCCGGGUGGACGAAAUAGUGGUGCCGUAUACAAUUUGUAUAAAGUAAAAUAUAAGAAACACAAGAAGGCGAGUACGAAAGCGGCGACUGCAACCAGUCGGGCGUCUCCACCUGAGAAACCAAAAGACCCUUUACCACCUCUCCCACCGCACCUUGCGAACGGGACCAUUUUAAAGACUGCCUUAACAAACCCUAGCGAGGUUGUACACCUGAGAGCAAGACUGGAAAGUGCAGUGUCUUCAUCGAGAGAUCGAGCCGUUCCUUUAGAAAGGGCGUUACAUAUGAUUGGAGCGCUAAUAGACUGUGAUGCUAUGGAAGACAUUGCCACCGUUCGUCACCUACCUGAUCUCCUUCAUGACACCUCUGAAAUAGGUGACAAGCUUUGUAAAAUUGGUGAUUCCAUUGUACAUAAGAUGGUUGCGUGGACGAAGAAGUUACCGUUUAUAAUGGAAAUACCCAUGGAAAUCCAUUCGAAGCUUUUGAUGGAAAAAUGGCACGAGAUCUCAGUCUUAACGACAGCAGCUUACCAGGCGAUGCACGGAAAGCUUGCACAUGCACCACCUUCCUCGGAUCAUGAACAAGAUUUCAUGCAAGAGGUAAACGCGAACCUUAGAACGCUACAGAACUGCUUAACGUCACUAAUGGGCAGGCCCAUAACGUUAGAACAACUCCGGCUGGACGUGGGGCUUGUAGUGGAGAAGAUGACGCAGAUAACCUGCGUGUUCCGCCGCAUCCAGCUCCGAAUGGAGGAGUACGUUUGUCUGAAGGUCUACAUUCUACUUAAUCAGGAAGUGGAGUUAGAGAGUAUCCAAGAUAGGUACGUGCAAGUUCUGCGCAGCUAUUUGGAACACGCUGCACCCCACCACCCCGGUAGACUGCAAGAGCUUUUCGCGAGAAUACCUGAGAUUCAAGCGGCGGCGAACCUGUUACUAGAGAGUAAAAUGUUCUACGUACCUUUCGUGCUGAACUCGGCGGAGAUCAGAUAGUAUAUGGCGCAGCAGGGCGUCUAGUUCUCGAUGUACGAGCGCCAGACCCCCCGCCCGCGCCCCGCACCGCGCCCGCGCCCUCUCACCGCCCUCGUCAUAGUGACCACACCGCCCUGUGUUCAUCGCCGCCCCAGCACUGCGCCCCCCGGGCAUCGACAAUAAACAAUUGGAGAAAAUGAGGCACCGAGUGGCGUACGAGUACCACCGACAUCUCCAGCCGCAGAGACGGCCGCGCGCGCUUGAGCGAUCGCGACAGUGCGUGGACUCAUGUUUGGAUGUUUGUGAAAAACUUCUUUUGCAAUGAGUGAUAAGCUGAGUGCGAGGAUAGUGCGGUAAAUUAUACCCUUGUUGAAUCGAUGUGUGUAUUGGCUUAUAAUUGUUUAUUAGAGGAAAUAAAACGUCCCAAUUGACAGACUGAUUUAUAAUUAAACUACUUAGCUAUUAUUUAAUUAGUACCAGGGACUUGGAUGCGUGUUUUAUACGUGGUAGUGUACACUACUUAGUUUUAUAAUAGAGUAAAAUAUAUAAUUAUGUUACUAUUUAAAUUCUU
Messenger RNA from Pararge aegeria (speckled wood butterfly), 2890 nucleotides. RefSeq names its product hormone receptor 4 (gene Hr4). The record is from RefSeq and is a predicted model, not a curated record. The transcript has 8 exons. Gene Ontology annotation, biological process: regulation of DNA-templated transcription. The coding region runs from base 103 to 2340 and encodes 745 amino acids. NCBI's taxonomy places the organism in Eukaryota, Metazoa, Arthropoda, Insecta, Lepidoptera, Nymphalidae. Gene Ontology annotation, molecular function: zinc ion binding; DNA-binding transcription factor activity; sequence-specific DNA binding.